AUGGCAAUGCGGGGUUGCGGUAAGCUCUACGACGCAAAUGGGAAAUGCGUGCCUCCCGCGGCCGGCGUUCCUCAAAACGCGCCCGGUGUCUAUUCCAGCUGCUUCUGUGCCGACUCGAUCCUAGCGCCCUUCAAGACAGGGAGCACUGGCGUCUGCGACCCUACAAUAUGUACGGCCGGGAGUGAUCUUGCCAGUAUUCAAGGCUGGUUCACAAACUUUUGCGGGAUCAACGGCAAUCAGGUGGCAAAGACAACAUCAUCAUCUUCAUCUUCAACAUCCACGCCCGGCACAGGAUCCGCAGGGGUCACUAAUGCCAAUAGCGGCGGUGGCGGUGGGACAUGGCUCUCAAAUCACUACCAAUGGGUCAUUUUCCUCGUUGUCAUAAUCGUUGCCAUUGUCGGCAUAUGGGUUGGAGCGUGCAUGUGGCGGCGCCGCUACCUUCGCAAGAGGGACCGCCAGUAUGCCCUGGGUGCCAACCUAGCACACGCUACUGAGUCGGGCCGGGUAGUGCCGAACGCCAGCAAUGGCGAGUCUAUACACGUCCCUGCGGCCGGCAUGUUCGACCCUGCGCCCAUCGCUAGCGCCGGUAUCUACGGCGAGAAGUCGCCCAAGAAGCAGAAGAAGAAGUGGGUCGUCAAGGAGCGGACUUGA
Messenger RNA from Lasiosphaeria miniovina, 651 nucleotides. RefSeq lists its product as uncharacterized. The record is from RefSeq and is a predicted model, not a curated record. The transcript has 3 exons. NCBI's taxonomy places the organism in Eukaryota, Fungi, Ascomycota, Sordariomycetes, Sordariales, Lasiosphaeriaceae. The coding region runs from base 1 to 651 and encodes 216 amino acids.